Lytechinus variegatus (green sea urchin) is the source of this 2230-nucleotide messenger RNA. RefSeq names its product potassium channel subfamily K member 18-like. Lineage: Eukaryota; Metazoa; Echinodermata; Echinoidea; Temnopleuroida; Toxopneustidae. Gene Ontology annotation, molecular function: potassium ion leak channel activity. The coding region runs from base 839 to 2134 and encodes 431 amino acids. The transcript is spliced from 3 exons. Gene Ontology annotation, cellular component: membrane. Gene Ontology annotation, biological process: potassium ion transmembrane transport; stabilization of membrane potential. The record is from RefSeq and is a predicted model, not a curated record.
GCUAGUUUACGACUUAUAGUAGUUUUGCGCAUACCACAGAAUCGUGCAAGUGUCAGCCUAGCUUAAGGAUCCAUCUGAUUUCCACACCCGGAAUCAUCACAUUAUAGCACUAAAUUUGUAAAGAAGACGUCUGCUCUAUCGAGCUUAAAUGGGCAUGAUGGAGUACCUGGGUUUAUAAUCACUACGCCAAGUGAAAUUAGUAUUUUCAAUCUCAUCAAAGUUAAUUUGAUUGUAUCGGUGCUGUCACUGUCUUCAGUGUUUGAGUCUCUCAUUAGAAAGGUAUUGUGAUUCUACCUAAUCUUCAAACUCAUCUUGCCUUCGUUGACUUCCCUAUAGAGGGGUCAUCACUAUUCAUGGCAGCAUGCAUGGAGAUAAAAUGAUUUCAUCUUGUUGUUAUAGCAACAAAGAUUAUACUUGGUUGAUUUCAUUAUAUGCCUGAAGAAUUAAGCUUCUUACGCUGAUUACUUCUUCGUAGUAUAUUGCUUUUAAUGGAAGAUAUUUGUUAAGGCUCAACAUUAACCAAUGCACGGUAAAAAAUAGAUAAUCGCUGAUUGCAUCAUAGAUCAAAACCCUGCGAAAUAACAAGUACACUUCAUUUGUCAGGAACAAAAUUGGACGGAAUCGACACUUCAAAAACUGUCAGGUUUUUGAUUAGUGGUUGUCAAAGCUUCACGCCAAUGCAUUUCAAUUUCAAGGACGGUGAAAACUCCAGUAUAACUCAUUUUGUUAAAACCAUUAAGCUCGAUCGGAGAGUCGUUCUAGAAGACCAUGAUAGUCUGCUCAUUAUGGAAGUGUGUGUUUAUUGGAAGAAGGUUAUAUACUAUUUUGUGAGUUAAACAUGGCGUUUGUUAAAUCGUUGAGAACGAUCUGCACGCGAAGGGUUAUCAUCCCGACAGUUCUUUGGUUUUCGUAUCUCAUAAUUGGAGCUUACAUGUUCAGUCGGAUAGAAAGGACGAGAGAAAGGGAUCAUGAUGAUGAAGAAACACAAUGGCUUUACAAUCUGAUAGCAGAGACGAUCAGGAAUGUAUCCAGAGACCAGGCUAAUUUCUCAUCGGGGGGACUACAUUUGGACGAUCUGACCAAUAAUACGAUUUCUGGAUUCGCUGAUAAAAUAUUCGAUCGCUGUCAUCCUGAAAAGCGCAAUUACAAAUGGGACAUGGCAGGGGGCGUACACUUCUGUCUCACCGUGGUGUCUACUAUAGGUUAUGGUCUAAUAGUCCCCCGGACUCAACUUGGACGCGCUGUAUGCGUCAUCUAUGCUAUGAUGGGAAUCCCCAUCAACAUAAUCUUUAUGGCUGGCAUCGGUCGAGUACUCGCCCGUUUAAUCGAUCGGACCUAUUGUCUAUUUUUGAGGGUUUUUCAUCUCUGCCCUUGUUCGAAACCCAAACCAAAGCAUGAACGUCAGAAAGAAGAAAACUGCACAGGUAAAACCCGCCAAUGCAGACCGAGCAUGCGAAGCAAUCAGGUAUCAGGUGAGGGCGCUGCACUGCCUGACUCUGGGCACGCUAAACAUACGCAGAAGUGUGAUAUGAUUCACGAGGCAUACGAUAGAGUCACCAGGUCAUCGGUGUUCCAUGUGAUGUAUUCUGAUUGGUCGAAGAAACAGCCAGAGACUAGUUUCACUGGACCCAAUCUCCCCGAAGUUCAUGAGUCGGGUCAAAUUGGCCUAUCUGAGGAAGCAAAUUCUUGUAAGGAUGCCGAUAAGACUAGCAGAUCUGAAUCUGCAGAAGAUAAAGACAUGGAUGAAGAGAAAAGUGGAAGACCUCUAGCACCAGUUUGGUUCAUAAUCCUUUUUGUUUCGGUUAGUGCCUCCAUAUUUGAUAUAAUAAUAUGGAACACUGACGUCUUGGAAGACGAUUGGACCCUUAUUGAUCUUAUGUAUUUCAAAUUUAUCACGUACUCUACAAUCGGUUUUGGCGAUCUCUAUAUCAAUCCACCGAAAAAGGCUCGUCAUGGACUUUCUGUUUGCGCUGAUAUAGUUACUAUUGUGCUUGGGAUGUCUUUCCUCUCUAUGGUUCUAAACAUCAUUACGUCCUCUGACCGGUUGAACCAAUCUCUUAAUUUUGUCACGUGCCUGUUACAUACAAUGUGGCAGUAUAUUUCGAAUGUGUUAUGCAGGAGAGAUCGCCCAUAAAUGUCUCAAGUAUAGACCAUAAACAUAAUGUACAUACAUUUAUUUUAUUGUCAUAUCUACAACUACUUCCACUACUACUGCUGCUAUCACUGCUAC